AUGUGCCGAGAAGGAGACGACACUGGCGACACUGAAAGUCAGCGCUCCAGUGGAAUUACUGCCGACCCUGACCUUGAAGAUGAUGACAACGACUCAGCAUAUGGAGACGAAGCUUCAACCGAGACGACCUCGAUAUCGUCGUGGAUAAGGGACUAUCGCGUUGAAAAUGGCAGGACCUACCAUGCCUUCAAGGACGGAAAGUACUGGGGCUCCAACGACGAAGAGGCCAAUCAACACCAUGAUAUCGGCCACAACCUGUACCUGAGAACUCUCAACAACCGCCUCUUCCUUGCGCCUAUCGAUCCCAAUCCAUCUCAGAUCCUUGAUCUUGGCACCGGCACCGGAGCAUGGGCCAUUGAUGUCGCCGACUUAUACCCCUCCGCCGUCGUCACGGGGACCGACCUCUCCCCCAUCCAACCCACAUGGGUCCCGCCGAACGUACGCUUCGAGAUUGACGACAUGGAAUCCGAAUGGACAUUCGACCCCAACAGUUUCGACCUUAUCCAUAUUCGUGGCCUGCACGGCACCAUUGAAGAUUGGCCGGCCCUGUACGCGCAAUGCAUGCGCUGCUUGAAGCCCGGCGGGUGGCUCGAGCAGGCUGAAUAUUCUGCACAAUUCACCAGUGAUGACAACAGUCUCCCUCCGGACGGCGGAAUUGCAGCAUGGAAUAAAGUCGGCCCCGAGUGUCAUGCCAAGCUCAAUCGAGAAUUGCAAGUCUUUCAGACCAUGCGUCAACGCAUGAUCGACGCGGGCUUUGAGUCAGUCACCGAACGCAGGUACAAGUGGCCGAUCGGACCUUGGCCCAAGGACCCUAACCUCAAACAGCUGGGUCAGUGGUGCCGGGCGCACGUCGAGACCGGACUGGAGAACUGGACGUUACGAUUAUUGACGAGUGUUUUGGGCUGGACCGCGGAUGAAGUCAGAGCCCUGUGCGCUACUGUCAGGAAUGAACUCCGAAGUCCCAAGGUUCAUGCAAUUCAUCGCAUGAAUGUGGUUUAUGCGAGGAAGCCCGACGGUGCGAGAUGA
This is a messenger RNA of Cladophialophora psammophila CBS 110553, 1026 nucleotides long. RefSeq lists its product as uncharacterized. Bases 1 to 1026 code for a protein of 341 amino acids. The record is from RefSeq and is a predicted model, not a curated record. NCBI's taxonomy places the organism in Eukaryota, Fungi, Ascomycota, Eurotiomycetes, Chaetothyriales, Herpotrichiellaceae. The transcript is spliced from 4 exons. Gene Ontology annotation, molecular function: methyltransferase activity.